AUGCGUGUCUCUGGGUUAGAUGUUAUCGCGCGGCGACGUGCGACCUCGGACGUGCUUGAUGUGAUCGCGCGGCGACAGAGGCUAUGGACGUGCUCGCGCGGCGAUGACCCUGUCCACGGCUUUAUGGACUACGUAUUGGCUCUAAGGAGACAUUAUAAAGAUGCCUGCAUUAAAUUUAGGAACCUACUAUUGACCGAGUGCAAUGUAGACCCGUUUUUAGAAGCUGUGACAAUAGCAAGUGCUUGUAAUCUUGCGUUUAGGAGAAAUUUUCUCAAACCAAAUACAAUAGGACUGAUUCCUAAGCAAGGCUAUAGGAUGGGUGACACUCAAUCAUCUAUAGCUCUCCAGUGGUUAGUCUACGAGGAGAUGCAAAGAAAUGUACGAAUACAGCAUGCUGGUAGGGAGAGAGAGACAGUUAUAGAUGGCUAUAAAGUUGAUGGGUUUGAUGGAGAGCGUAUUUAUGAGUUCCACGGGUGCUACUUUCACGGCUGCAAAAAAUGCUUUCCUUUCAAACGUGACGAGCGCCUCCAGGAUGACCCAUCUGACACGCUUAACAAUAGAUACCAAAAGACAAAAGAGAAAAUGGACAGAUUAGCCAACACUUUAUAUGAAGUGAUAGAGAUGUGGGAGUGUGAUUUUCUUGUGUUAAAGAAACAAGAGAAUCUUAGUUAUUUGGAGAACCACCCGGUUUUAAACAAUGUACCGUUGAUUCCAAGAGACGCGUUUUAUGGUGGCCGUACAGGAAACACAAAAACCUAUCAUGAGUGUGAGUCUGGUGAGGAAAUAAAAUAUGUAGAUGUUUGUUCGCUGUACCCAUAUGUGUGUAAGUAUGGAAAGUACCCUGUAGGCCAUCCGACGGUAUAUGUUGGAGAUGCAGAAUGCCGGGGAAGAGGAUUGUCUGUAGAGGGUUUGUUGAAAUGUAAAAUCCUUCCUCCAGUAGAUCUAUAUCACCCGGUUCUUCCUUCAAGAAUGCAUGGGAAGCUUAUGUUUGUACUUUGCAGAAAAUGUGGUGAGGAGACAAACCAGGAUACCUGUCAUCACUCUGAUGACGAAAGAGCCUUGGUAGGAACAUGGGUAAUGGAUGAGAUCCGCGUAGCAGUAGAGAACGGAUAUAAUAUUCUACAGUACUAUGAACUCUGGGAAUAUGGUGUUGCAACUUUUGAAAAAGGAGGCCUAUUUACAGAGUUUAUUAAUAAAUUUCUGAAAAUGAAACAAGAAGCAUCAGGAUAUCCAGAAUGGUGUCAAACUGACGAGGACAAAAAUAGAUAUAUAAGGCAGUACCUUGACCAUGAAGGAAUCAGUUUGGAUCCUUUGAAAAUUGAAAAGAACGGCGGUCUCCGAUCACUAGCAAAAUUAAUGUUGAACAGCUUUUGGGGAAAAUUUGGGGAGAGAGAAAAUCAGACAAAGGCUACUAUUGUGCGAGAUCCUGAGACUCUGUUCAAUAUGUUAAUUAACCCUGCUGUUCAGGUAAAUACUAUUCAGGAAAUCAAUCAAGAUACAUUGUUGGUAAAUUGGCAAAAUAUAGAGGAGGUGGGUGGUUCUUUGCGUAGGGUGAAUGUGGCUAUAGCGGCAUACACGACAGCGCAAGCACGGUUGAAGCUGUACGAGCAUCUUAAGGCCUUAGGAGCACAGGUAAUCUACUACGAUACAGACAGUGUUGUAUAUCUUUUAAGCGAUAAUCUACAUAAAGUACCUACUGGUGACUAUUUAGGUGAGAUGACUGAUGAGCUGACUGACUACGGACCAGGUUCAUUUAUUAUUGCUUUUGUCUCUGGAGGUCCUAAGACUUCAGUAGCAAAGAUGAGUCGGAAGAAUAAAGACCUUGUGUCGAAAAUUGCCGAACUAGAAGAGGCGGUAAGACGUAAGUUUCGACGAUUUAAAGAUGGUAAUGUUGAAAAUGAAAGAUUACUAGAGCAGCAGUAUAGACCGAUUAUCAGAGAAUUGAAAAAAACUGAGCCUCAAAUAAAAGCUGAACAAAUGUCUGCUGUCAAAGGGGAAGAAGAAGAAGAAGGAGAAGAAGCAAUGGAUUAUGUCAACAAGUUCGGACGUUACGAGAAAAAGGAAAAGGCUCUUGUCGGGCCAAAGGGCGAGGGCUUUGCACUGACUCAAGAUGCUCACCUGCCGGGUUAUAAUUAUUGUGGACCUGGAACAAGGUUAAAAAAGAGACUAGCCAGAGGUGAUAGAGGUAUUAACGGUUUAGACGAAGCGUGUAAGGUGCACGAUAUCGCAUAUUCGAGGUACAAAGAUAACGCGCACAGACAACAGGCAGAUAAGGAGCUAGCAGAACGCGCUUGGCGUAGAUUUAAAUCAUCAGACGCGUCUGUAGGAGAAAAGGCGGCUGCCUGGGCAGUAACUACAGCGAUGAAGACAAAGGCAAAGUUUGGUGGUGGAAAGAGGAAGAAGAAGCAAUCGACUCGUAGAGUUAAGAGAAAGACACCUGGAGGUAGAGGAUUGUAUCUACGUCCCUACCCUAGAGGGGGUGGAGUUAAACGUAAAAAGCGGAAUACAAGGAAAAAAAAACGUGGAUCCCGCUAA
This is a messenger RNA of Macrosteles quadrilineatus (aster leafhopper), 2535 nucleotides long. RefSeq lists its product as uncharacterized. The record is from RefSeq and is a predicted model, not a curated record. NCBI's taxonomy places the organism in Eukaryota, Metazoa, Arthropoda, Insecta, Hemiptera, Cicadellidae. Gene Ontology annotation, molecular function: structural molecule activity; DNA-directed DNA polymerase activity; A2-type glycerophospholipase activity. The coding region runs from base 1 to 2535 and encodes 844 amino acids. The transcript has 6 exons. Gene Ontology annotation, biological process: phospholipid metabolic process; DNA replication; arachidonate secretion.